This is a messenger RNA of Psammomys obesus (fat sand rat), 2755 nucleotides long. RefSeq names its product TNFAIP3 interacting protein 1 (gene Tnip1). NCBI's taxonomy places the organism in Eukaryota, Metazoa, Chordata, Mammalia, Rodentia, Muridae. Gene Ontology annotation, biological process: regulation of transcription by RNA polymerase II; cellular response to lipopolysaccharide; negative regulation of canonical NF-kappaB signal transduction. Bases 110 to 2038 code for a protein of 642 amino acids. The record is from RefSeq and is a predicted model, not a curated record. The transcript is spliced from 18 exons.
CGGCAUUUCCUGGUACGGAGCGGAGCUUAGGUUCUUAGAGUCUGGCUGCGGGCCCCGAAGCUCUCGUCCUAGGCCAGGUGGCCAUCACAGCAGGGUUUGAACUGCCCUCAUGGAAGGGAGAGGACCCUACCGGAUCUACGACCCAGGGGGCAGCACGCCUCAGGGAGAGGCAUCCGAAGCUUUUGAACGCCUAGUGGAGGAGAAUACCCGGCUGAAGGGAAAAAUACAAGGGAUAAAGAUGUUAGGGGAGCGUCUAGAGGAGUCUCAGAUGGAAGCGUCCAGGCUCCGGCAGAAGGCAGAGGAGCUGGUCAAGGACAGUGAGCUGCCUCCACCACCACCUGCCCCCUCCUUGGGCUCCUUUGAUCACCUGGCUGAGCUCACAGGACAGGACACACAGGUCCAGGUACAUCCUGGUACCACCACUACCACCACCACCACAGAAAACUCCAUGGAGAAGCCUGCGCUAGCCUCCAAGCCUCCAUCCAAUGGCGCCUCUUCUGACUUUGAAGUGGUUACCACUGAGGAGCAGAAUCCGCCACCUGAAACUGGCAGCCACCCUAGGAACAUGAUGGAGCUGGGGCCCCCACUCCCAGAGGAUGGCAAUCUGAUGCUUCACCUGCAGCGCCUGGAGACCACCCUGAGCGUAUGUGCGGAGGAGCCGGACCACAGCCAGCUUUUCACCCACCUCGGCCGCAUGGCCCUCGAGUUCAACAGGUUGGCCUCCAAGGUGCAUAAAAAUGAGCAACGCACAUCCAUCCUGCAGACCUUGUGUGAGCAGCUGCGCCAGGAGAAUGAGGCCCUGAAGGCCAAGCUGGACAAGGGCCUGGAACAGCGGGAUCAGGCUGCUGAGAGGCUACGGGAGGAAAACAUGGAGCUCAAGAAACUGUUGAUGAACAGCAGCUGCAAAGAGGGCCUCUGUGGGCAGCCCAGCUCCCCCAAAACAGAGGGUGCUGGCAAGAAGGGCAUGGCCGAACAGCAGCAGGCCAGUGUGAUGGCAGAUAAAGUCCCCGAGAUGGGGGUGGUAUUGGGCGCAUCUGAGAAGAAGGUGAAGAUGCUGGAACAGCAACGCAUGGAGCUGCUGGAAGUGAACAAGCAGUGGGACCAGCAUUUCCGGUCCAUGAAGCAGCAGUAUGAGCAGAAGAUCACAGAGCUUCGCCAGAAGCUGGUGGACCUGCAGAAACAGGUGACUGAGCUGGAGGCCGAGCGCGAGCAGAAGCAGCGUGACUUUGACCGGAAGCUCCUCCUGGCCAAAUCCAAGAUCGAGAUGGAAGAGACUGACAAGGAACAGCUGACAUCGGAGGCCAAGGAGCUGCGCCAGAAGGUCAAAUACCUGCAGGAUCAGCUGAGCCCACUCACCCGGCAACGAGAAUACCAGGAAAAGGAGAUCCAGCGGCUCAAUAAGGCCCUGGAGGAGGCCCUCAGCAUCCAGGCCUCUCCGUCAUCUCCACCUCCAGCUUUUGGGAGCCCAGAAGGGGUUGGGGUCCACCUGAGGAAGCAGGAGCUGGUGACGCAGAAUGAGCUGCUGAAACAACAGGUGAAGAUCUUUGAGGAGGACUUCCAGAGGGAACGGAGUGACCGUGAACGCAUGAACGAAGAGAAGGAGGAGCUAAAGAAGCAAGUGGAGAAGCUGCAGGCCCAGGUCACCCUGACGAAUGCCCAGCUCAAAGCACUCAAAGAUGAGGAGAAGGCCAAAGAAGCCGCCAAACAGCAGAAGAGGAAAGCGAAGGCCUCAGGAGAGCGCUACCACGUGGAACCCCACCCCGAGCACCUCUGUGGGGCCUAUCCCUAUGCCUACCCACCCAUGCCAGCCAUGGUACCUCACCACACCUACAAGGAAUGGUCCCAAAUCCGCUACCCUCCAGCCCCUAUGCCCAUGGAGCACCCGCCCCCCCUCCCCAACUCUCGCCUCUUCCAUCUGCCAGAGUAUGCCUGGAGUCCACCCUGUGCAGGGAUUCGAAAUCAGACUUCCCAAGUGAGGGACCCAGACAGGCCUGCAGAACCAGAGUCUGCAGAAAAUGACUGUGCGGGGCCUCAGUGAGACCCCAUUGGGUCACGUGGCUCCACCUUCGUCUUGCAGAGCCAGCUAAAGGCAGAAUCCCGAGACUCUAGAGGACAUGUGCAUGUUGUGUGGCCCAAGCCUUGGCAGAGCAGAGGCUGGGAGGAGCAGACGGCCCACAUCCCCAGCCCCACCUCGGAACUGUUUGCAAGACCAAGGAGAAUCAACCCACAAGGCCUCCACCAGUUUCUUCUGGAUGCAAAGGGACCUUGCCUGGCUUUGACCUGCCCUCUGUUGCUGGGGCUGCUGGCCUCCGUCCUAACAGUGGAGUGCAACCAAGAAGACCCCUUCCUCUCAGAACCUCACAGACUUGGCUCUAGGCUCUCCAGAGACCACACCCAGUUCUUGUGCACGUGUAAAUUUUGCUUCAAGCUCAGUAGCAGGAUCUGCCCCACGACCCCCUUCUUACCCCUCUGUGAGGAAUUAUGGGAAAAGGGCUUUGUCUCUAGAGCAGAAGAGAGCAGUGGGAUGUUCUGAUGCCAGCAUGCUCUCUACUGUACCGAUGGCAGCCUCUUGAGAGCCACCGUGAUCUGGGAUGAAGGCCACACCAGCCAUGUCUGCUGAAGGGCCCCAGCCUGGCGCUGCCUUUGGCCCCCACAGUUAGAUGUUUAUGGUGCCAGAGGUCUGUAUUAAGGUAGCUGUCUGCUGCUAGGCAGCUGUUUGCACAAAUCUUGGACAUAAAUCCAACUUAAGGAUCGA